Trifolium pratense (red clover) is the source of this 3696-nucleotide messenger RNA. Its product is annotated as disease resistance protein RPV1-like. Gene Ontology annotation, molecular function: ADP binding. The record is from RefSeq and is a predicted model, not a curated record. NCBI's taxonomy places the organism in Eukaryota, Viridiplantae, Streptophyta, Magnoliopsida, Fabales, Fabaceae. Gene Ontology annotation, biological process: defense response; signal transduction. The transcript is spliced from 5 exons. The coding region runs from base 133 to 3477 and encodes 1114 amino acids.
AUAUUUGAUAAACUGAUAAAGUUGUUGUUCAUACUUCAUACUCAUACAUAGCUUAUUAUUCCACAUUUUUCUACUUAUUAUAAUUAUAAUCUUCUUACAACCGUUGACUUCAUCAAAACUCAAAAUCAACCAAUGUAUUCAUCAUCAUCAUCUUCAUCCACCAAUCCACAAUACCUUCAUGACGUAUUCAUAAAUUUCAGAGGUGAAGACACACGCAGAACAUUUGUUUCACAUCUUUAUGCAGUCCUCUCAAACUCUGGAAUCAACACUUUUCUCGACAACGAAAAGCUCGAAAAAGGCGAAGAAAUUGGACAUGAAUUACUUCAAGCAAUUACUGUUUCUCAUAUAUCAAUCAUUGUUUUCUCAAAAAGUUAUGCUGAAUCUAGUUGGUGUUUAAAUGAAUUGGAUAAAAUUAUGGAAUGUCGUAGAACUCAAAGUCAAGUUGUUUUACCUGUUUUUUAUGAUGUUGAUCCUUCUGUUGUUAGACAUCAGAAAGGUGAAUUUGGUAAAGCUUUGGAAGUUAGUGCUAAAAGUAGGUAUAUAAUUGAGGAAGUUAUGGAAAGAGUUUUGAAUAGAUGGAAAAAAGUUUUGACUGAAGCUUCUAAUUUGUCUGGUUGGGAUGGAAGCACUUUCAGGAGUGACCGUGAAUUAGUGAAUAAAAUUGUUGAGGCCAUUUUACCAAAACUAGACAACAGUACCUUGCCUAUAACUGAAUUUCCAGUUGGGUUGGAAUCCCAUGUGAAGCAGGUGGUUGGGUUGAUUGAGAAACAAGCGGGCAAUUUUUGUAUAGUAGGGAUCUGGGGCAUGGGAGGAUCAGGCAAAACAACUGUAGCCAAAGCUGUCUACAAUGAAAUUCAUCGUAGAUUUGAUUGUACAAGUUUCAUCGAAAAUAUAAGGGAAGUUUGUGAACAGGAUACUAGAGGGCAUAUGCAUUUACAACAACAACUUCUUUCAGAUGUCCUCAAAACAAAGGAGAAGAUACAUAGCAUUGCGUUGGGGACAACUAGGAUCCAAAAAGUGGUUUCUGGAAAAAAAGCACUCGUGGUACUUGAUGAUGUGACCGAUUUUCAGCAAAUAAAAGUCCUAUGUGGGAAUAAUAAAUGUUUUGGUUCUGGAAGUGUGUUAAUUGUUACAACCAGGGAUGUACACAUACUUAAGUUACUUAAAGUUGUCUCUGUCUAUAAAAUGGAGGAAAUGCACAAAAACGAGUCCCUUGAGCUAUUCUCUUGGCAUGCUUUUAGAAAAGCAAGUCCUAAAGGAGGCUUUAGUGAACUCUCAAGAAGCGUGGCUGCUUAUUGUGGAGGGUUACCAUUGGCUCUUGAAGUCCUUGGAUCCUACUUAUUUGAUAGGACAAAACAAGAAUGGACAAGUGUACUAUCGAAGUUAGAGAGAAUUCCCAAUGAUCAAGUGCAUGAGAAGCUGAGAAUAAGCUAUGAUGGUUUAAAGGAUGAUAUGGUAAAGGAUAUAUUUCUUGACAUAUGCUGUUUCUUUAUUGGUAAGGACAGAGCCUAUGUUACAGAGAUACUUAAUGGCUGUGGACUUUAUGCUGAUAUUGGAAUAGCCGUCCUCAUAGAUCGGAGCCUCCUAAAAGUUGAGAAGAAUAACAAGAUUGGAAUGCAUGAUUUAAUAAGAGACAUGGGAAGAGAAAUUGUUCGCGAAAGUUCAGCAAGAGAGCCAGGGAAGCGUAGUCGAUUGUGGUUACACGAGGAAGUACAUGAUGUUUUGACAAAAAAUACUGGAACAGAAACUGUUGAGGCACUGAUUUUGAACAUGCAAAGAACAGGCAGAGUUAGCUUUAGUACUAAUGUUUUCCAAGACAUGAAGAAACUGAGACUUUUACAACUUGAUCGUGUUGACCUCACUGGAGAUUUUGGGCAUCUUUCCAAAAACCUGAGAUGGGUCAAUUGGCAACGAUCUACCUUCAACUCUGUACCCAAUGACUUUGAUCAGGAAAAUCUCGUUGCUUUUGAAUUAAAACAUAGCAAUGUUAAACAAGUUUGGAAGGAAGCCAAGUUUUUGCAGAAGCUAAAAAUUCUCAAUCUCAGUCAUUCCAGGCACUUGCAAAGCACCCCUGACUUUACAAAAUUACCGAAUCUAGAAAAACUCAUUAUGAAGGAUUGUCCAAGUUUAUCCGAUAUACACCCGUCCAUUGGAGAUCUCAAGAAUCUUCUUCUCAUAAAUUUGAAGGACUGUUCAAGUCUUGUCAAUCUCCCAAGAAAGAUGUAUAAAUUGAGAACAGUGAAAACUCUCAUCAUUUCUGGUUGUUCAAAGAUCGUCAAAUUGGAAGAAGAUAUAGCGCAAAUGAAAUCCUUGACAACUCUAAUUGCAGCAAACACUGGUGUCAAACAAGUGCCUUUUUCGAUUGUUAGAUCAAAAAACAUUGGAUAUAUAUCCCUAUGUGGAUAUGAAGGAUUAUCACGUGAUGUUUUUCCUUCUAUCAUUUGGUCUUGGAUGUCACCAACAAUGAAUUCCUUAGCACGUAUUCCCCCAUUUGGUGGCAUUUCAAUGUCUCUUGUUUCCUUGGAUGUAGAUAGUAAGAAUUUGGGUUUAAUCUAUCAAUCACCAAUACUUAGCAGCGGUUCAAAACUUAGAUGUGUUUCGGUACAGUGUCACUCAGAGAUUCAACUGAAACAAGAAUUGAGAAGAUUUAUUAAUGAUCUUACUCAGUUGGAAAUAUCGCUUGCAUCACAAACCUCAGAUCUUUCCCUGAAAUCUAUUUUGAUUGGAAUGGGAAGUUGCCACAUAGUCAACGAGACUCUUGGCAAGAGCUUAUCGCAGGGACUGUCGACCAAUGAUUCAAUUGCUUCUUUCCUUCCGGGUAACAAUUAUCCUUCUUGGUUAGCCUAUACAUCUGAAGGACCAUCAGUAUAUUUUCAAGUGCCCGAGGAUAGUGAUUGUGGAAUGAAGGGAAUAACUUUAUGUGUUAUUUAUUCAUCGACACUCGAAAACAUGGCAACUGAAUGUCUCGCUAGUGUUUUGGUCAUUAAUUACACAAAAUUCACUAUUCAGAUAUACAAGAGAGACACAGUAAUCUCCUUUAAUGAUGAAGAUUGGAAGAGUGUAGUAUCAAAUUUAGAGGUUGGUGACAAUGUAGAGAUUUUUGUUGCUUUUGGGCAUGGAUUGACCGUUAAGGAGACGGCUGUUUAUCUAAUAUAUGGUCAGUCAACUGCAAUGCAAAUUGAGCCAUCAGUUACUGUCGAAGUUGAGCCAAUACCUGAAGUGGCGGCGCAACUAUUACUUGAUGUGAAAACGGAGCCAUUACCAGGAGUGGAAGCGCAACUAUCACCUGAUGUGAAGAAAACGGAGCCAUCACCACCAGCUGUGGAAGCGCAACCAUCACCUGAUGUGAAAACGGAGUCGCCACUUACUGUCAAGACUGAGCCAUCACCAAAGCCAAAUGAGAAAAUCUUUGUAAGACUCGCAAAGAGCGUCAGAGUUUGUUUUUGCUUGAACCAGAGUCCAAAAUUGAGAUCUUAGCAAUUUUUUUAUUGGGAAUACCUUUGUCCCCAAUAUGGGAUUCCCUUGUAUGUCUUUUGUAAUAUUUUUUUUGUCAGAGAGGAUGAACAAUACUUGUGUUUUAUAUAUACACAGUAACACAGAUGAAGUGUUUUUCACAAGCUAACAAUUAUUACAUUUGUCUGACAGUGUAAUGUAAUUUUACACUCACAACAUAUUUUUGAAACAUUUACUCAGUAA